AUGGUGCAGCUCAAGCAUGAACCUCUUCUUGCGCCGCUACGAAGCGUCUCACCAGCCACGACGGCGCCGCCGCCACUUACAGCAUGCCUGGUUCACGACGGAGAAUCCGAGACAGACAUCAACUGGCUGGACAUUCCGGACAAACUCUUCGACAUUGACUUGCCACCAUUCUUCUUUGAACAACUCAUGGCGGUCCCCGUUCCUCUCGCACCGGUGCUGGCGCCCCCAUCCGCUGCGCCACCCUCGGCAACACCAUUGAACGGGCAACCCACACGACUAUCGAAUCGGCCACCCAAGCCCCGCCGCCCCAAGUGCGCAGUCGACGGGUGCGACCAACGCGUGCGAUCCCGAGGAGUGUGCAAGCAGCAUGGCGGUGGAAGAUUGUGUCGCAUCCCCGAGUGCCAGAACUCUGCAGUCGGACGUGAGUAUUGUGUCAGCCAUGGUGGAGGCAAGAGCUGCUUACACCCCAACUGCGCCAAAGCCGCUCAAGUUGGAGGGUAUUGCAAGGCCCAUGGCGGCGGGUCGCGCUGCCAGGUCGAAGGCUGCAAAAAGAGCAGCCAAACGAACGGUCGGUGUCGAUAUCACGGUGGCGGCAAGCGGUGCGGCGCGCCGGGGUGCUCCAAAGGCGCCCAGCGGCUGGGCCUCUGCGCUGCGCAUGGAGGGUACCAUCUCUGCCAGCAUGCGUCUGGAUGCCCCCGAAAAGAUCGUGGCGGUGGCUUCUGCGAAAGUCAUCGUCGCGAGUUGGAGUGCUCCCGAGCCGGGUGCAAGCGGCUGCGCAAGGCCCAAGGGCUAUGCACAACUCACCUUCGCAUCGGGGACCAGCACGACUUGAUUGCGUUGCUGGAUGACCUGAUCGAUAUUCCAAACGAACGAUAA
Messenger RNA from Aphanomyces invadans, 876 nucleotides. RefSeq lists its product as hypothetical. NCBI's taxonomy places the organism in Eukaryota, Oomycota, Saprolegniomycetes, Saprolegniales, Verrucalvaceae. The transcript has a single exon. The record is from RefSeq and is a predicted model, not a curated record. The coding region runs from base 1 to 876 and encodes 291 amino acids.